AUGAAGCAGUGGAUCACAAACCAGGAUGGGCUCGAGAACAUCAAGCUGGUGGAUGCUCCUGCCCCCGACGCUGCUGGGCUGAAGGAAGGAGAGGUUCUGGUCAAAGUGAACCGCGUCUCGCUAAACUACCGCGACACCGAAGUCGUAAUGGGCCUAUACGGGCACCAUGACUCCAUGAAGCAGGGGGCCAGUGCAUUGGUGCCUUGCUCCGACAUUUGCGGUACUGUCGUAAAGGUUGGUGCAGGCGUGACGACACUGAAGGAGGGAGAGAGAGUCAUGGCGACUUUCAACCAGACACACGUCAAGGGCCAGAUCCAAGAAAAAGACAUGGGGUCUGGUCUUGGCCUCCCAAACCCGGGCUGUCUGACCGAAUACCGCGUAUUCCCGGACUAUGGUCUCGUCGUGGUACCCGGCUAUAUGUCGGAUGAGGAGGCCGCCACCCUGCCCAUUGCUGCCGUCACGGCGUGGAUGAGCAUCAAUGGCUUUCAGCCAGUCGGCCAGGCGCUGACCGGGAGCGACAAGGUCGUCCUCCUCCAGGGCACGGGCGGCGUCUCCGUCUCGGGCCUGCAGAUCGCCAAGGCGCUCGGCUUGACCGUCAUUGUGACGUCGUCGUCGGACGACAAGCUGGCGCGUGCCCGAGCCAUGGGCGCAGACCAUACCAUCAACUACCGGACGACGCCAGAGUGGCAAAAGACGGUGCUGGAGAUCACAGGCGGCAAGGGCGCCGACGUGGUGCUCGAGACGGGCGGCGCGGAAACGCUGGCCAAGUCGUUUGAGUGUGUCGCCUUUGGCGGGCUCAUUAGCUGCAUCGGCUACCUGUCGGGCAAGGAGGAUGCCCCGGGCAGCCGCAUGAACACCAACUUGUUGGCGCUCAAGCGCAAUGUCACACUCAAGGGCAUCCUCAACGGGCCCAAGGACCGCUUCGAGGAGAUGCUCGGCGUGUAUGAAAAGGCACAGAUUCACCCCGUGGUCGACAGGACGUUUGAGUUUGUCGAGGCUAAAGAGGCGUUCCAGUAUCUCUAUGGUGGUAAGCACUUUGGAAAGGUCGUCAUCAAGGUGGCGUAA
Molecule: messenger RNA, 1065 nt
Organism: Pestalotiopsis fici W106-1
Lineage: Eukaryota; Fungi; Ascomycota; Sordariomycetes; Amphisphaeriales; Sporocadaceae
Exons: 2
Coding region: 1-1065 (354 amino acids)
Molecular function (GO): oxidoreductase activity
Source: RefSeq, a predicted model, not a curated record